AUGGCCAGUGACGUUGGCGCCGCCGCUUUCGCAGCACUGACUUCCACCUCCAUCUACCAGACCGGAAUGACAUUUACCAAGAAGGAGCACAAAGAGACUUACCCAACCAUCUUCCCUUCCCGCCCAGAACUCUCCCAAGCUGGACGAACAAUCCUCAUCACCGGCGGUUCAGCCGGUAUCGGCUUCGCCAUUGCCAAGGGCUUCGCGCAGGCCCAUGCCAAGCGCAUCAUCAUCCUCGGCCGCCGCCAGAAUCUUGUCAACGAAGCAGUCUCGGAGCUCAAGAAGGGGUUUCCCGAGGUGCAAUUCGACGGCUACCCGAGCGACGUGGAUGAUCUCGCCGACGUGGAGAAGCUCUGGAAGGGCUUCGAGGAGGACGGCACUGUCAUUGACGUCCUUGUGCUCAACGCUGCCAAGAUUUCAGAGCAUGGGGCCAUCUUGUCUCUUGGAAGGGACGAGGUCUGGAGCUCAUUCACCACAAAUGUUCGCUCGCUCUUGGAUCUCUCUGAGAGGUUUUACAAACAGAAGAACGGCGAAGGCCGUCAAAAGUUCCUCGUCAACUUGUCCACAGAGGCCGUUCACAACUUUACCAAAUCGGGUCCUUGGCCUGCUUACAGUGCCAGCAAGAACGCGGGAACGAUGUUGAUCCAGUCGAUCGCCAAGGACACGCCUCCCGAGAAGAUGCAGGUUAUCAACUUCCAUCCGGGCGUGGUGCAUACCUCGGCUUUCAAGAACGCCGGGAUCCCCGAGGACAUUUAUCCAUUUGACCACGUGGACUUGGCUGGGAAUUUCGCCGUCUGGGCUGCCUCUGAGGAGGCGCGCUUUUUGCAUGGCCGCUUCAUCUGGGCGAAGUGGGAUAUUGAUGAGCUCAGAAGCGGUGAGUUGGGAGAGAAGAUCAAGCAGAACGACCACUAUCUUAAAGUUGGCAUCGUUGGACUUCAGGAGUGA
This is a messenger RNA of Colletotrichum orchidophilum, 945 nucleotides long. RefSeq names its product short-chain dehydrogenase. The transcript is spliced from 3 exons. Lineage: Eukaryota; Fungi; Ascomycota; Sordariomycetes; Glomerellales; Glomerellaceae. The coding region runs from base 1 to 945 and encodes 314 amino acids. Gene Ontology annotation, molecular function: oxidoreductase activity. The record is from RefSeq and is a predicted model, not a curated record. Gene Ontology annotation, cellular component: cytosol.